This is a messenger RNA of Tachysurus fulvidraco (yellow catfish), 3067 nucleotides long. It is a transcript of the gene hoxb9a, whose product is annotated as homeobox B9a. Gene Ontology annotation, molecular function: DNA-binding transcription factor activity, RNA polymerase II-specific; RNA polymerase II cis-regulatory region sequence-specific DNA binding. The transcript is spliced from 2 exons. Gene Ontology annotation, biological process: embryonic skeletal system morphogenesis; proximal/distal pattern formation; regulation of transcription by RNA polymerase II. The record is from RefSeq and is a predicted model, not a curated record. Gene Ontology annotation, cellular component: nucleus. NCBI's taxonomy places the organism in Eukaryota, Metazoa, Chordata, Actinopteri, Siluriformes, Bagridae. Bases 831 to 1580 code for a protein of 249 amino acids.
GGAUGUGGAAUACUAUGGGCUCGUAUACGGUAUCCCAACAGGCACUAUAUCAGGUCUAUAAAAAUUUAAAGUACUUCAUGUAGUAUUUUAUUGCAGUAUGAAACCAUCUAAAGUUUAAGUUGUUUCAUAAAUUUAAAAGGUUUGUAGAUGUCCACUGUUAAAACAACUCUAAAAAUUGUUAAUUUCCUAGUAAAAUAUUUUAUCGUCUUCUAUAUGCUCUAUAUGCCCCAGUCAAAUUCAUUAUAAUAUUAAGGAGCAUAUUAGCACUGAAAAAUCUUUCAGAAGAUCGGAAUAACAUGACAAACACUUUCUUACGGUAUAUGAGAGUAAAUGUUUUUAAUUCAGCUUAUAUAUUUUUUCUAAGAUUUAUUCUUAUCUUAUAAAUGCAGAAAUGUUAAUAAAAAUGCGUUUAUUAGUUCAGUUUGUUGCUACUAUCUGAUUGCUUUGAGUGCAUUUCUAACUGGUGUGACAAAAGCUUCCAUAAUUUUAACGGAUAUUCCACCGAUAGGUUGCUCAUAUAGUAGAAUAUAUAGACACACUCCCUAUUCCAUAUUACAUACACAAGCCAGUUUAUUUAGUGGGGAAAAUAUGAAUAGUGCAAGAGGGGGAAAGCUUCCCGCAGACCUUUGGAGGAUUGAUUUACGCCCCAUUGACUCUUUAUCAGGCUCGCGAAAAAGACUGACCAAUCAUUUCGCUCGUAGCACACAGCAUAACAGCUCGACUCCACUUUGUUGGAGACCGAAUACAGAGAGCAUCUUGGAUAGGGGAAAGCCCAGUUCUAUGGUGCAUGGUUUCCCUUCAUUUAACCGCAUAUAAUAUAAUGUCCGAGAAUGUCCAUUUCUGGACCUCUAAGCAACUACUAUGUCGAUUCCAUCAUAAGUCAUGAGGGGGAAGAUCCGAACGCAGCUCGAUUCUCCAAUGUACAGUAUUCCAACACAAGGCAACCAGGACCCGGGGAACCUCAUGAAUUCCCUUCGUGUAGCUUUCAGCCCAAGCCUCCUGUGUUUAGUUCAUCGUGGAGUCCUUUUAGUCCUCACACGCCCAAUAGCUUACCAGCGGUCUACCAUCCUUAUAUCCCUGCUCAGCCCGUGCCUUCAACGGACACCAGAUACCUUCGCACAUGGCUCGAUUGUGCACCGAGAUCCGAGCCACUGGACGGUCAGAGCCAAGUCAAGAUGGAGCCACCCCUGGGACACCUCGAGGAACCUCCGAAGAUUGGAGUACAACAUGAGUAUGUUUUGGAAUCCUCCUCAGCUCGGGAGAUAAAUCUCGGCCACGGCUCUGGAUUAGAAGACAGCAAGGAUAUUUGUGACGGUAGUGAAGACAAAGAGGGACCGGAUCAAAACGAUCCAUCAGCCAACUGGUUACACGCUCGCUCGUCUCGGAAAAAGCGUUGUCCGUACACUAAGUAUCAAACCCUAGAGCUUGAGAAGGAAUUUCUCUUCAACAUGUAUCUUACCCGGGACCGGCGACACGAGGUUGCGCGCUUGCUGAACUUGACGGAGAGGCAAGUUAAAAUUUGGUUCCAAAAUCGAAGGAUGAAAAUGAAGAAAAUGAAUAAGGACCAGUCCAAGGAAUAAUUGGACAACUGUGCGUGCCCAAUCCUUACCCCUUUUAUCACAAUUGUGAUCACUGCUGGACAAUAAUACAAGAUGUUUGCAGACUAUGUUACACACUUUUAUAUUCUGGGAAUGCAGAUAAAUACAUCCUGAUUAUUCUUUUUCGAAAGCUAUUUGAGAACAAGAACACUGAUUACAAACUAUAAAACUACAUAAACAAAAACAAAAUCGUGUAAUAUACACGAGUAGGCUAUAUGUCUACUCUUUGUCCGCUGUUCUGAGUUUCUUUUACAGUUAUUUGAUAAACAGAAAUAUAAGUACAGUAACUUAUAUGCUUGAAUUCAAUGAAUUUUUACUUUGUAGACAUUUUGUAGGCGUUUUUAUUUUAUUCAAUGGCAAUAAGCGUGGUUACAACUAUAGAAAAACCCUGACAAUUCGUCUUCAUCUUUGUUUGCUUAGGGGAAAUUAUUUAAAUUGUUCCUUGACAAAAUAUUCGCAUUCCUUCAUAAAUGCCCAGGUUGAACUUUGACAUUUAUUUAGUAUUAAGUAAAGAUCUUGAUACUGUAGGGACAUUUUAGCUUUAUUCUGGAAUAUGUCUCCAUUAAUAAGUUUAAUUAUAUAGCAUCCUAAUUCAACUUGCUAUUGGUUUGGAUAAAACAUAGAAACAUCUUCUAAAGAUUUAAAGAUUAAACUGUGUUACAGAGUUUAUAAUACAUGACGGAAUAUUAUCAUAAAGUAAAAGAAUGAUAUUGAAACAAUUAAACCUUUCUGGUAUACUAUGUCACUACCUUUUAACUUAAUUGUUGCCCCAGUUAUCAGGUGAAGGAGGAACUUAAAAACUAUUUCUGCUGGAUGUGUGUAUAUGUAUGUAGCUAGCUUGUCUGUAACAAACGAAUUGGUUGUAUACUAUCGGUGGUUAUAAAAGUUUACAUGCAUUAGCGCAUGCCUUGUAAAGUUUUUAGUUACCAUUUACUUGAUUUUUUUUUAAAUUAGGUAGUACAGUUAUAAGCUCUUCCUGGUGUACUAUUAGAAUGAUAGUUAUAAUUUAUUCCAAAUGUUAUUGCGUUUCUUUUCAGUGUAAUAUUUUUUCAUUUUGUAAAAAGAGGAGAUCUUAUAGCUUACUUAAAUAAUCAAGUUUUUUCUUUUUUCAGACACUGUUUACAUAUUGUUGUCUAUAAAUCUCUGAAUUUUGUGUUAACACAAAAGUAUUAUGUUGUAAUGUAUACGUUUGUUCAACAUUACAUUGCUUUCCUUUGGAGAAAUAGUUGCCUAAUGGAUCUUUCUGUAGUCGCGUGGGCGUCUGUCUGCAGCUUGCUUUGAGGUGUGGAAUUUCUACAGUUUUUUUCAAAUGCUGUCACAAACUGACAGACAGAAACGACCCAUAUUACAAGUUUACACGGAUCACUGUCUGAGUCCUUGUCAUUGGCGUAUAUAACUGAUGUAUAUUUUUUACAUGGGAUGAAACCAAUACUCCACAUUCAAUGUUGACAUAAACCGUUCCUACUGAA